Messenger RNA from Magnolia sinica, 522 nucleotides. Its product is annotated as auxin-responsive protein SAUR64-like. Bases 1 to 522 code for a protein of 173 amino acids. The record is from RefSeq and is a predicted model, not a curated record. The transcript has 3 exons. NCBI's taxonomy places the organism in Eukaryota, Viridiplantae, Streptophyta, Magnoliopsida, Magnoliales, Magnoliaceae. Gene Ontology annotation, biological process: response to auxin.
AUGAGGUGGUUGCUGACAGAAAUAAGAACACCCAAAGACCCUCCACUCAUCCAAUCAGCACAUGACAAUGCCUCUCAGAGCCAAACAUCGGAAAGAGAAUCAACCAUGAUCAAUCCCAAGAGGCUCGUUGCAAUCGCAAGGAAGUGGCAGAAGUUAGCUGCCAUUGGUAGGAAAAGAAUCUCCAUGUCAAGAACAGAUUUCACGGCAGACUGGGAAGCAUGCAAUAAAUCUACACCCAAUAAGGGACAUUUCAUCCUCUACACUGCAGAUGGAAGACGGUUUGCGAUUCCCUUGGUAUAUCAUAACAGCCCCAUAUUUCAAGAGCUGUUUAAAAUGUCCGAGGAGGAGUAUGGACUACCUUGCAAUGGUCCUAUCAAAAUGCCUUUCCAUGCUGUCUUCAUGGAUUACAUUGUUUCGUUGCUCCAAAGAAAGAUGCCUAAAGAUGUUGAGAAAGCUUUGCUUGAAUCAUUUUCCAUGUUCGUUAAUCUUUCCAUGGAAGAAAAUGUGGUGCGUGAUUAUUGA